Molecule: messenger RNA, 2130 nt
Organism: Canis lupus familiaris (dog)
Lineage: Eukaryota; Metazoa; Chordata; Mammalia; Carnivora; Canidae
Gene: MYF6
Product: myogenic factor 6
Exons: 3
Coding region: 319-1032 (237 amino acids)
Biological process (GO): positive regulation of myoblast differentiation; regulation of transcription by RNA polymerase II; muscle organ development
Molecular function (GO): DNA-binding transcription factor activity, RNA polymerase II-specific; RNA polymerase II cis-regulatory region sequence-specific DNA binding; protein dimerization activity
Source: RefSeq, a predicted model, not a curated record
UGCUUUCUUUACAUUGGAGGCUUCUCCCCGAGUCCCUUGUUGUAACCUGUUGGGCCUACGGAUCGCCCGUGGUCCCGGAGGUGACACUUCUCAGUUUUCUUUCAAACUAGAUAUUCUGGACAGUGAGCCCUGGCUGUGAUCACAUCGGGAGACUGAUGCUCCAUGACAGCUAAAAGUUGGAUUGAGUUUCAGGAGCUACUAUAUAUAAAGCUGGGGCCACUUAUGUCACCGCACUAAUUAAAUGCCAUCUGGGUGGUUCCUCUGGGUUUUUGAGCCCAUCACCCAGUUCAGACCGAGUCAGAGGCCAAGGAGGAGAACAUGAUGAUGGACCUUUUUGAAACUGGCUCCUAUUUCUUCUACUUGGACGGGGAAAAUGUUACCCUGCAGCCAUUAGAAGUGGCAGAGGGCUCGCCUUUGUACCCAGGGAGUGAUGGUACCUUGUCCCCCUGCCAGGACCAAAUGCCCCCGGAAGCUGGGAGUGACAGCAGCGGGGAGGAACACGUCCUGGCGCCCCCCGGCCUGCAGCCCCCCCACUGCCCCGGCCAGUGUCUGAUCUGGGCCUGCAAGACCUGCAAGAGGAAAUCUGCGCCCACCGACCGGCGCAAAGCCGCCACCCUGCGCGAGAGGAGGCGCCUCAAGAAGAUCAACGAGGCCUUCGAGGCGCUCAAGCGGCGCACGGUGGCCAACCCCAACCAGCGGCUGCCCAAGGUGGAGAUCCUGCGCAGCGCCAUCAGCUACAUCGAGCGGCUGCAGGACCUGCUCCACCAGCUCGAUCAGCAGGAGAAGAUGCAGGAGCUGGGGGUGGACCCCUUCAGCUACAGACCCAAGGCGGAGAGCCUGGAGGGGGCGGACUUCCUGCGCACCUGCAGCGCCCAGUGGCCAAGUGUUUCGGAUCAUUCCAGGGGGCUCGUGAUCACUGCCAAGGAAGCCCAACGUUGCUUCCUGACAGCCCUGUCCGGACGUUGGGGUUGCGCAUUGCAGAAGUCCCAGAUACCACCACGGACAGCGCCUCCUGCAGGCAUGGAACAGUAGCCUGCCCCUUUUCUGUCUCUUGAAGGCCUCUCUCUGGGGGUAAGGGUCACUUUGUCUUCUGAGCACCUGGAUGAUUCUCUUUUCUCCUAGAACACUUACCAAAGCACAGAAAGGUCCCUAGCUCUCACAUAAGCUCUCCCAGCGGUUUGGGUAAAGCAGGUGGGAGUGCUCGGGGCUGUAACUGCUGAGUUGCUGGGGGCACUGCCUGCCUGCCGAGCUGGAAGCCAGGUUGCUAUUGUGGAGCCUUGGGCUGAAACAGCUCCUCUCUGCUUCCAGUUUCCUCAUUUGUGAAAUCGUGGUGACAACAGCAAUGGUGCCUAACUCAGGGGUGUGAAGAUUUCAGCGAGAUACACACAGAAAGGGUUUAUAGCCAAAGCACAGCACCAAGUCCAUACUAAAUGUCAGCUCUCCCUUUUUUCCUUACACUGACCAUCAAAAGGCUUCUCUUCCACCAAAAGCCCCAGUUCUUCAAAUACUGUUUGCUGCCUUGCCGGCACUGUUCGGGGGAAAAUAUUAAUGACAGGGAAUUCAGUAGCAAUAUGAGUGACUCUUAGCAUUUUACAUAUGAACUCAUAAUCCUACAAUGACUUCUGUGAAAGAAACUUGUAUUUCUUUUGAGAAAAGGUUUCUUUGGAACUGAAGAGUUUCUUGCAUUAGUAAGUGCAGAGCCAGGGCCUUGAGCCAGUGAGUAUCAGUGGCUUCAAGCUUGUUUUCUCAAUCGCCCUGCACCCUGGAAGAGAAGCCUUAGCAAAUAAGAAAGACCACUUAUGGCCUAGAAAAAUUGGACUCUCUUUAGCAAUUGUUUUCCAGAGGUUCUUUCUCAAAAGUGACUAGCUAGUGAACUCCAAAUUAGGGCGUAAAUUAAUUAAAGAUAAGCAGUAGAGCAUUUCAAAUUAUCCAAUCAGAACAUGUAUGAAUAUGAAUAUGUUUGAAUGGUGUGUACAGUCAUUAAUCAUGCGUAUCAUGGAUCUACAAUUUUUUUCUAGAGAAUCAAUAGUUUCCCUAAAAUGUGUAUGUCUAUAUAUGCAUUGUAUGUAUACGCAUUACAUAUUAUAUAUAUGUAAUAUAUAUAAAAUAAAGAUGUGCCUAAAAUAUAGG